GUGGUGACGGGGUCUGGCCGUCAGGAGGCCCACAAGACAGACCAUGAGUACAGGAAGCUGUUUGACCUGUCUCUGCAGGGGAUGCAGCUACUGUCCCAGUGGAGCGCACACGUCAUGGAAGUGUACUCGUGGAAGCUGGUUCAUCCAACGGAUAAGUACUCUAACAAGGAGUGUCCUGACAACGCGGAGGAGUAUGAACGAGCUACACGAUACAACUACACCAUUGAGGAGAAGUUUGCCCUUGUCGAGGUGAUGGCCAUGAUAAAGGGUUUGCAGGUUCUGAUGGGUCGUAUGGAGUCGGUGUUUAACCACGCAAUCCGCCACACCAUCUACUCAGUCCUGCAGGACUUCGCCCAGCUCACCCUGAGAGACCCGCUACGGCAGGCCAUCAAGAAGAAGAAGAACGUGGUACAGAGUGUCCUGCAGGCCAUCAGGAAGACCAUCUGUGAUUGGGAGGCAGGACGUGAGCCCCACAACGACCCGGCCCUGCGAGGAGAGAAGGAUCCCAAGGGAGGGUUUGACAUCAAGGUCCCCCGCCGCGCCGUCGGUCCCUCCAGCACACAGCUGUACAUGGUUCGUACCAUGCUGGAGUCUCUGAUAGCUGAUAAGAGUGGUUCUAAGAAGACUCUCCGCAGCAGUCUGGAGGGACCCACCAUCAUGGACAUGGAGAAGUUCCACAGAGAGUCCUUCUUCUACACACACCUGCUCAACUUCAGCGAGACCCUGCAGCAGUGCUGUGACCUGUCUCAGCUGUGGUUUAGAGAGUUCUUCCUGGAGCUGACCAUGGGUCGCAGGAUCCAGUUCCCCAUCGAGAUGUCCAUGCCCUGGAUCCUCACAGACCACAUUCUGGAGACCAAGGAGGCCUCUAUGAUGGAGUUUGUGCUGUACCCUCUGGACCUCUAUAAUGACAGUGCCCACUACGCCCUGACCAAGUUCAAGAAGCAGUUCCUCUACGAUGAGAUUGAAGCAGAGGUCAACCUGUGUUUUGAUCAGUUUGUCUACAAGCUGGCUGAUCAGAUAUUUGCCUACUACAAGAUUCUAGCUGGAAGGUACGUGGACUAUAUCAACUAG
Molecule: messenger RNA, 1071 nt
Organism: Salvelinus namaycush (lake trout)
Lineage: Eukaryota; Metazoa; Chordata; Actinopteri; Salmoniformes; Salmonidae
Product: cytoplasmic FMR1-interacting protein 1 homolog
Exons: 8
Biological process (GO): cell morphogenesis; modification of synaptic structure; lamellipodium assembly
Cellular component (GO): synapse; SCAR complex; neuron projection
Molecular function (GO): RNA 7-methylguanosine cap binding; small GTPase binding
Source: RefSeq, a predicted model, not a curated record